AUGAGCGCUUCCGUCGGCGCGCGGUGCGCUCUCGUCGCGUCCGCUCGCGUCGCGUCCGCGUCCGCGUCCGCGUCGGCGCGCUCGCGCUCAGCGCGCCUCGGCCGACGACCGUCCGCCUCCGUCUCCUCCUCCUCCUCCUCCCGCGUCGUCGUCGUCGUCCGCGCGGAGUCGUCCGAGACCGAGCGCGCCGCGGACCUGGACAAAGAAGUCAGCAAGCGAGCGAAGAAGAUCGCGAGCACGUUCGCGCCGCGGUCGUCCACCCCCGCGGGGAAGAAGAACCCCGCGUUCAAGGGAUCGACGCUGUACACCAUCUUCGAGGUCCAGGCGUACGUCUCGCUCGUCGUCGGGUCGCUGCUCUCGUACAACGUCCUCCUUCCGUCGGACGAGCCCAACAUCGCGCGACUGAUGGGGAUGUGGUCCGUGUGGAUGUUCGCGGUGCCGUCGCUGCGCGCGCGCGAGUGCGACGCGAGGGAGAAGGACGCGCUCAACUUUCUCUUCGUCGCGGUGCCGGUGAUCAACGUGCUCAUCCCCGUGGUGUGGAAGUCGUUCGCGGCUGUGUUCACCGCGGAUUGUCUGCUGAUGGCGUACGUGUACUACGACAAGGGCGCGGGGAUCUUCAACGACGGGAGCGGCGGCGAGGACGCGCCGGGCCCCGCGACCGAGGGCGCGAGCGAGGGCGUCGAGGAGGCGUGA
Micromonas pusilla CCMP1545 is the source of this 693-nucleotide messenger RNA. RefSeq lists its product as uncharacterized. Lineage: Eukaryota; Viridiplantae; Chlorophyta; Mamiellophyceae; Mamiellales; Mamiellaceae. The coding region runs from base 1 to 693 and encodes 230 amino acids. The record is from RefSeq and is a predicted model, not a curated record. The transcript has 2 exons. Gene Ontology annotation, biological process: defense response.